Molecule: messenger RNA, 2750 nt
Organism: Dendroctonus ponderosae (mountain pine beetle)
Lineage: Eukaryota; Metazoa; Arthropoda; Insecta; Coleoptera; Curculionidae
Exons: 13
Coding region: 165-2705 (846 amino acids)
Source: RefSeq, a predicted model, not a curated record
GUUAGGUUAUGAUAUUGAAACAUCAACAAAGUUUUAAAUGAUCCCAAAUUUUAAACAGUUUUUACUAAUUAUUGCUAAUGGGACAAGUUUCUUACAUUAAGUUUCUGUGAAAGUGCUCAGAGUGCUUAUUGAACGAUUAUACACGAUUUAGACUAUUGGAGGUCAUGGAAGAAUUAGAGGCGAAAAUCGAUUCACUAAAUAGCAGUGUUUCGAAUGCCACGUUUGUUGAUAGUGUUAAAGCUGCAAUAGAAGCGGUCAACCAGGUGGAGGUUUCAAUUGCCGAAGAAAGAAUAAUCGCAAAAGUUUUCCCUUUGAUCCAGGCUCGCUUUGACCAGAUUUUUGCUGAUAAUGCUACAUUCUGUGUCACUGUGGAUGAUGAUUUAAUGUGCGCAUUAACCAGGGAAAAUCUUGAGGUGAUAUUCCAGCUGGCGGAAAUUGUCCAGGAAUUUAUGAACUAUAUUCACGACCACAGUCCAAUGCAGCUCAGUUGCAUAGAGUCCGUCUUAAAAUAUUUGCCACUUUUUAUUCAAAUGUCUGCAGACCACUGGAAGAAUAGUGCAGAUGAGUACAAAACCGUCUUCAAUGAGGAACUAGCCAAGCUGUUCGAAGUCCUUAAGCAUCUUUAUGCCAGCUAUCUGUAUCUUCUCGAGCGCUCGAUUCAAGUGGGCGAGAAUGGUGAAGAAAUCAAUCUAUUGGUAGACGCCCUAACGGUUUUAUGCGAAAUGCCCAAAGUUUUCUCAGUCAUUGAUGCCAGCAGCAUCCUUUCCAGCUGGAAAUGUUUUACAACAGUUACCUCCAACUAUUCGCAGUUAAUUGAGAACGAUCUGGAUAUUCGAGUGCCAAUCCAGCUGCUAACUGAUGAUAUAUGUGAGAUGUUGAAAUCUUUAAACCCCCGUGACGCACAAACAUUCCCGCGACAGUUGAAGAUUUUAACUUAUCUAGUAAAAGUAUUAUGCAAAAUCACCUAUAACUUUAAACCUCAGUUGAGCAAGUUUGCCUCUGAAAUGUUGGAGUUUUUUGUUAAAUUUCUGUGCUACCUUUCAGAUGUGCACGCCAAUAAAGCGUUUCUCAAAGAAACCACUCAGAGAAUAGAUGCCGAAGUUGUGAAACUGUUGGAGGGUUUGUUACGCACUUUGCUAGUCACUGAAUCAGGAGCCUUCAAGGAGCUGUUGAAAGGAUUUUCCAAAAUCACCAAGCUUGGGGAGUCCUCGUGUGGAUAUGUAGCCUUGCUAGGCAAAAUACUACAGAUAAUCAGCAAUAUGAGUUCAGAUUGGUCGGAUGUUCUUCCACAGAUUAUUGAGGACAUUUUCGAGUUUCUACCAAAUUGCUGCAGUUAUUUGUGUAUGGACGGACCGAAUGGCGAAAUGUAUCAGCAUUUAAUAGUGCAAGCAGGUCUGGCGGUUUUGCUUCAGGACUCCACAUUCGAGUGCUCGCAAGUUUUACUGAAGCACAUUUUGCAGGGGAAUGGCUUUGCAGCUAUUCUGGCUUUGGAGGUUUAUUGCUUGAUUGCCAGCAAUAUAUCGCCUGAAGAAUGCCUUUCAUUGCUAAUCAAUCUUCUAUACGCGAUCCAAGAAAUGCAAUGUGGAUUUUUCACAAAUCGCCCCGAAAUCAGUUACCUAAAGUGCCUGGUUCAAAGACUGUACUCAAUUCUGCCAGAUACGCUUAAAGAAGAAGUGGUGAAACUUUUCCGACCAGAGCAACACAUUCAAGUGUGGAGAUUCUUGGAAUUUGCCAAUUUUCCUAAUAAAAGCCGGAAAUUAUUGGAGCCCAUCGUGGAAAUCACUGCGGACUCUAUUCAUAGCUUUACUGAUCAGAUCACGGAGAACAUGAUUGUGAAUGUUGGCGAAUCAAUCGAUUUGCUAUCAACUAUAGAGGACCUUGCUCUGAUUAACAGUUCCAAAGCUAGUAUAAUAGUGGGAUUUUUAAGCAAAUUUUGGUCCUGCCGUAUCGAUAAUGGAAUAUGCAGUAACAACAUUCUAAAAUACAUGUUCUGGAAAAUCAGCAGAAUUACUGCCAGUUGCAUAAUCGAAGGCAGAUUGAAGCCAAGUCUGGUUUUCCCCAAAUUUCAAGUGAUGCUCAAAAACCAAUCCUAUUCCAUUCCAGUAUUAUUCAUAAUAAAUUGCUUGAUCCAUUCGGAGUGUUUAGCCGAUCCAGAGCUACUGCGUGAAACCACAGGUUUAAUAACUUUAGCUCUAAGAAGCCACAAUACUGUCCGAGAAAGUGAACUGGAAAUGCUUGCGACUUUCAACUACUCGCAUAAGAAGGUUUUAAAUGUGUUACUUGAUAGUUUAAAUCCGGGCGUUGCUCAGGAAAUAUUUGGGCGUAUCGCAGCAUUUAAGACCGAACCCAAACAUCAAAUAAGUGGGCAAAUGUUCGUCCAUAAAUGCCUUGAAUGGGGCGUGGAUUGCGAUGACUAUCCCCCAGCGAAAAAAAUCAGGGUUGAAGGGAAAUCUCGUCACAAUCCAGUGCCAUCAAUCAAGAAGCAAUUAAAUCACGCCACUCGAGGCUUGACGUGUGAAAACCCUAUAAGAUCUCAAUCUAAUGAUCUAAAGUAUGCUGAAGAUGAUUCGUCUGCAACGGAAGCAAUACAGCGAAUUAAAGGAGAAGUAAAGUGCCUAUUAAAAAUUGGAAGAACUGAAAAACUCACAGCCAAAAAUUACGCCGAUUUAAGGAUGCUAAUGAGUCAAUUGUCCUCGUUAAUGUAAGUUCUACUUUCUGUGUAGGGAAAUAAAUUAUUAUUCUGGACGGGA